UAAAGUUGUUUUUUUCGCAUUAUAUUCAGAAUUUUACAUGUAAAAAUUUUAGUAACAUUUAGUGUUUGGUAAAUGCAAAUUGGAUAUAAUAUAAAUGUAAAUUUGAGCAAUUACAGUUAAGUGUAAACACACGUCUGGGCAGACAGGGCAACAUGUUGUUCAAACGAAGUUAGCUGAGCUCCAAUCAACUGAAUUUUAGAGAGACCGCGCUCCCCUUGAAACUUCACCAGCAUGGACAAAUUACGGAGUGUUCCUGGCACCAGCUCAAACAUAAGUUACACCGGCAACGUGGUUCCGCCUUCCAUUGAGCAGCAACAGGACAACAAUAGUGAGGACUACCCAAAGACUCUAAUUGAACAGUACAUGCGGGCAUCGGGAAAAAUUAAAAAAAUCGAACGCACGGUGUUCAAACGUUUCGCACCGAAUGUGACGGAAGUGCAAGCAGAUUUUCAGCGUUUGGCCUAUAGUUUCGAAGAUAUGGGCAUCAUGCAAUAUGCGGCAAUGUGCCACAUGGGCUUUGCCAAAUGCGAAUCCUACGGUGGAGCGAAGCAGCGUGAAGCUGAGGCCUAUGUGCGAGCCGCUAGAGACUUUAUGUUCGCGCACAGCGAGUUUGGCACAAUACACAUGCGCACAGCCCACAACGGCUUCCGGGAAGGUGCCUUGCAUUGCUAUAACAAGGCAUCGGAGCGCGUGGCCGAUGGGGGUGUAGCCAAGGCAUCUGUAUUGCGCGAGCUGAAGUACCUGCAUAAUCAGCUAGAUCGCACCAGCGCGUUUGCAUCACCCGCGCAUCGCAUUAAUGAUCUAGAAUUAGCUGCUGAACAAUAUAUGAGACGUGGUGAUUAUUUGGGUGCUCUGCAACAAUACGAUGACAUUGUAGAUAAUAUCUAUGAGCGCAAACGGGCGGGCAUGUAUGGCGAGCUACUACGUCAGGCAGAGGUAAUGCGUCUAAUGCUGUUGGUGCAUCUAAAUUUGACACCAGUGCGUCAAUCGCCGGCACACAUUAAACUUUUAGAAUACUAUUAUUCGCUGGCUAUUCAUCCGGAGGAGCCCUCCGACGAAGAGGACCGGCCUACAACAGAAGCAAAGCAAACUAAUAAGCAGGUGCCAGGCGCCUUUGUGCCAGAGUAUCAGCGGCAAACGUUGGCCGAGAUUGUGUGUGCGUGGGUGGAGCGGAAAUUGUGCGAGCUUAAGGUUCUAAUAAUGCAUUUUUCAUGCGAGUUUUGCUCGAUCAGUAAUAUGGAGCGACAGCUUGUGAAAAAGAUAUAUUCCGAUUUAUGCAAAAUAUUUUAGAGCGCACAACAGACGCCGGCUUCAAGUCAACAUCAACGAUGAUCUCAGAUUAUAAAUCGAGAUUAACACUAGAUCACACUCAUGUAAAUAUCGCCAGUCGUGGCUGCAACUCUGUAACGUGCCUACAAGCAUUAUAACACAUAAAAUAACACACAAUAUUUAAAACCGUAUAUUAUUUGUAAAUAGACAUAGAUAUAAAAUGUCGUCACAAUAAACCUUAUACACUUAAUCAAUCAA
Messenger RNA from Scaptodrosophila lebanonensis, 1527 nucleotides. RefSeq lists its product as uncharacterized. Gene Ontology annotation, biological process: vesicle cytoskeletal trafficking. The record is from RefSeq and is a predicted model, not a curated record. The transcript has 3 exons. Gene Ontology annotation, cellular component: early endosome. The coding region runs from base 232 to 1290 and encodes 352 amino acids. Lineage: Eukaryota; Metazoa; Arthropoda; Insecta; Diptera; Drosophilidae.